This is a messenger RNA of Hibiscus syriacus, 366 nucleotides long. RefSeq names its product cyclic nucleotide-gated ion channel 1-like. Lineage: Eukaryota; Viridiplantae; Streptophyta; Magnoliopsida; Malvales; Malvaceae. The record is from RefSeq and is a predicted model, not a curated record. The transcript has 3 exons. Bases 1 to 321 code for a protein of 106 amino acids.
AUGGCUGAUGACUUGAAGUCUGUUGCUUUUCAGUUCCGCCGGCUUCACACUUGUUUUAUACAAACUGGUUGGCGCCGUUACAACAAAAAGAGACUCGAAGAAUCUCUUAGAGAAGAAGAGAAUAGAUUGCAAGAUGCUUUAGCCAAUGCUGGUGAGAGUUCACCAAGUCUGGGUGCAACUAUUUAUGCUUCACGGUUCGAUGCCAAUGCACUUCAUGCUUUACGGAAAAACCGUAGUCGUAAAGCAAGAGUGAUGGAGAGGGUUCCACCUAUGCUGCUUCAGAAGCCUGCAGAGGCUGAUUUUACUGCUGCAGAACAAUAGAAGGAUCUCUCUCUCAGAUGAAGAGCCUAAUUUUAUAUAAAAUGU